Messenger RNA from Linum trigynum, 1443 nucleotides. The record is from the annotation of a GenBank genome assembly. Lineage: Eukaryota; Viridiplantae; Streptophyta; Magnoliopsida; Malpighiales; Linaceae.
CGCUCCUAGAAGAAGACCCCGAUGCCGUCGUCAAUUGGCAACUCUUCCGCCGCCGAAAUCCAGUCACAGUAACCUAACACCCCACUGAUUCUCGGCAACCCAUCUCCAUUUUUUCUCCAGGUUCGUGCUUCUUUUCCCUCUUGGAAUGAGGGAAUCGAGGUUUACAUUCCUUCAGUUACGGUUCUGAUUCUCUCCAAUUGUUUGUGCUUGUGUUCCGCUAAUCUAGGGUUUCCAAUUGGCAGCGAGAGUUGAAAGGAGGAAAGAUGGACAUAAUCUCGCAAUUACAAGAGCAAGUAGACACAAUCGCUUCUCACGCAUUCAACACGAUCGGGACGCUGCAGAGAGAUGCUCCCCCGGUGCGCCUGUCGUCCAAUUAUCCCGAGCCACCACCGCCGCCGCCGGCCAACCCUGCGGAGGAUAUGGCGGAGCAGUCUAAGCAAAUGAGUGUGGCUCUCGUCAAGGCUGCUAAGCGGUUUGAUGCUCUGGUGACUGCACUUCCAUUGUCAGAGGGUGGUGAAGAAGCUCAACUGAGAAGGAUUGCCGAACUCCAGGCUGAGAAUGAUGCUGUAGGCCAAGAACUCCAGAAGCAACUGGAAGCGGCUGAGAAAGCGCUGAAACAGGUGGUUGAGCUGUUUGCUCAGGCGACAGACAACUGCCUUAACUUGAAGAAACCAGAUUAGCGAAAUGUUGAGCCCACGAAUGAGGGAAUUCGUUUGGUUAGAAAAGGUUAUGCUCUUGAGUUAGCAAUUGGGUUGCGGACUCGCUGUACAGUUUAGCAAACGGCAUGGGAGGUUGGUUUCAGAACCUCGUUCCAAAAAAUUUGUCCCAAGUCUCGUAUUUCUUCGCUGGUAUCCAAUAAUCCAUGUCUAAUAUAAGUUCUAAGGCAUGUUUGUGGUUGUAGUAGUAGUACAUGUAAUCUUCAAGCAAACAGCAGCUGGUCAGAUGAAGGCAGAAUCUAACCCAGAUGUAGUUGCUUCUUCUUCUGCUGCUACUAUCUGCACUAGAAUUUAGUGGUACGAGUAUUAACCCAUGCCCUUUGUACUCCUUGAUGCUAGUUAGUGUCAAAAUGUACUGAUUGAAUUGUUUGUAAGCAAUGUUGCAGCUUGCUUAUUGGAUUGGAUGGCGAAGAUAACACAAGUUACGAAACAACGGUAUCAGUCACUUGCUUUCACACGCCGCUCAACACCAUAGCUGAACCUCGUUGAAUCAGUUCAAUCAUCAAUGUCGAAGGUGUGCAAAACAAUGAUGGCAGUACUAGAAAUCUCCUUCAACAUUUUGCCUGUGAGAUCAAGAAUAAGUAAAUUACUAACGUUCAAGUACCUGCACGAGUCAGCAACUAGAUUCCUUCCAACAUCCAAGUAUGAAUGGAAGAAAAACACUGUAAAAAAUUGUGUACAUCUUGUAAAAUAAGUCAAAACUCACCACUAAAGUUUGACAAAAGUG